Orycteropus afer afer is the source of this 680-nucleotide messenger RNA. It is a transcript of the gene DUSP22, whose product is annotated as dual specificity phosphatase 22. Gene Ontology annotation, cellular component: cytosol. Gene Ontology annotation, molecular function: protein tyrosine/serine/threonine phosphatase activity. Lineage: Eukaryota; Metazoa; Chordata; Mammalia; Tubulidentata; Orycteropodidae. Gene Ontology annotation, biological process: regulation of cell population proliferation; protein dephosphorylation; positive regulation of JNK cascade. The record is from RefSeq and is a predicted model, not a curated record.
AUGGGGAAUGGAAUGAACAAGAUCCUGCCCGGCCUGUACAUCGGCAACUUCAAAGAUGCCAGAGAUGCAGAGCAAUUGAGUAAGAAUAAGGUGACACAUAUUCUGUCAGUCCAUGAUAGUGCCAGGCCUAUGUUGGAGGGGGUUAAAUACCUGUGCAUCCCAGCAGCAGAUUCACCAUCUCAAAACCUGACAAGACAUUUCAAAGAAAGUAUUAAGUUCAUCCACGAGUGCCGGCUAAAAGGGGAGGGCUGUCUUGUGCACUGCCUGGCUGGUGUCUCCAGGAGCGUGACCCUAGUGACGGCAUACAUCAUGACCAUCACCGACUUUGGCUGGGAAGACGCCCUGCACACCGUGCGUGCAGGUCGGUCCUGUGCCAACCCCAACCUGGGCUUCCAGAGACAGCUCCAGGAGUUUGAGAAGCAUGAAGUCCACCAGUAUCGGCAGUGGCUGAAGGAAGAGUAUGGAGAGAGCCCUUUGCAGGAUGCUGAAGAAGCCAAAACCAUUCUGGGUAAAUAUAAAGAGCAAGGGCACGUGGAGGCCCAGCCAGGCACAAGGCGGUGGAGCAGCUUCUCGACCCUGGCUCCUCUGGCCUGCAGUGACUAUACAACAGAGACCUAAUGGAGCGGGAUCUGGUCCUCACUCUCUUUCCCUGCUUAUCUGCAUCCCUGCGUGUGCACAGG